AUGAGAUCGACAAACGACUUACAUUCGUCUUUGUCGACACUGUCGGCGGCACCCAGUUUGAUCACGAUGAGCAAGCCAAGUUCCAACAACAGCAAAGUCAGCCUUGCACACAGUCGGACAGCGAGCAUAGCCGAAUCCAAUGGCAAAGAACCAAAACCCCCCACGCGAGAAGAAAUGAUUGCGGAACUGCUGGAAAAGGCCAAAUUCUAUACCUCACUGUGUCUAGGUACCACGGCAAUUCUGUCGGUUUUUGCCUUUUUGUUUCUGAUACCAUUCGUGGUUGACCCAGCCAUAUCGACCAUCGUAGCAGAUUACGAUCCUGUUCCGGUAACGUGUGUAGUGACCGAUCACGUGUACGCCGAAGGAAUGCGGAACUGCACCUGGAGCUCGUGUCGAGAAGGCUGCACAACAGCGGCUAUUCGAUGCCACCAGUUGCUGGUAAAUUACACCAAGAUUGCAUAUCAUACACUGCAGAAGGAACCAAGAGAUCUCGAUGCUCUAGAGUGGGACGUGAUGGAUACGAAGUUCCUAGUCAACACGGAAGGCUGUGGCUAUCCACCGAGGGUAAACUGCACUGAGUUUGCAAAGAAAUAUGGGUAUUCUCACGUAGGAGAGCCCUUUCCCUGUUACUACAGUCGUGCCUAUCCCGAGAUGGUAGUGGCUCGCUACUCCUGGGAUGAUAAUCUAAAGCAUCUUAUUCUAUCGCUGAUCAUACCGAAUGUGCUCUUCGCCGUCUCGAUCGGUGUGCUAAGCUACUGGUACUGUCCCUGUUGUGACAAGGCUUGUCAUAAAUCACCACGAGUCUACGCAGAAAAGUAUCCCACUAAAGAAAACAAACUUCUGUGCCGUAGUGACGAUGAGGAAGACGAACUAGACUACUGAAAGUUUAUUUUCGAUUUUUCACCACGUAGCAGCUGAAUUUUAUCAAUUCGGAAAGCCAACAUUCUGCACACACUCACACCUCACACAGUUUUUGUUGAUUUACACUGCCGGCUCAAAAAUCUAUUCCGAAUCCGCUACAGACAGAGAAGAACUCAAUAAAAAUUUUGCAGAAUCUGGAGCAGACAAUAUAUAAAACCUUUUCAAACAGUAACAUUAUUUUUGGACAUAAUAACCAAUUUAUUUUUAGUUAUUUUUUCAAUAGCUGCAUGCCUCUUUUCAUACAUCUUUGCUCAUCAGUUUUUUUACGAGCUGUGCUCAUUGAACUUUUAAAAUCUUACUAGCUUGAGCAUUGAGAAAAGUGCUUUCAACGGGUUAAAUACUCUUUUCAUCGUCACGUUAAGAAAAAUUAAGUUUUAUCAUUCAUUAUUUGGAGAAUCAAAACUUUGCACCAUUUAGCAUGGCAAUAAACGAGCUCUCGGCAUUAUUCCACUUUGCAAUAAUUAUUGAUGGAAACAAUGAAACCUAUUACAAUCAUUCAGUGGAUGAAUGUUUCUUGUAAAUAAUAUGUAUAUGAAAAAAAACAUUGUAAAUGUAAAUGUAAAUACAACCAAAAUAAACGUCGCGAAAUAGUAUAAUAAACACCCAUUGCCAUGGACAACAUUCUUGCCACUAAUAGUGAAUUUUAAGCAACAUAGUAUUGUUGAAAACGUCAUUUGAUUUCGACGAGGCAUUAAGUGAUAUUUUGGAUAGUCCCACUCAGUAUAACAAAUGGAUAUCGCGAGUUCGGUUCCCAUACUUAUACUUUAUGUUAUCACACUGUUUAGAAUACUAAUAUUUUCGUUAUCUCUUUUCUAGUUACCUAUUAAAAAAAACAUUACUAAACACUUCGUAUUACAUGUAUUUUCCUUUUCUAUCAAUCGAUUCUCUUGUCAUUCUGAUUGUUUCUUGAUUAUUACAACAUCAACACAACCAAUAACCACCACACUAUCCGAUUGCAUACUGGUGACCACCGCUUGUCCACUGAUCAGUAAAGAGUCAUGGAACAUUGACCUUCCUAACGAAUACAUUAGCAAAAUAUGAGAUAUAGAAAAAUCCCUGGACCCAGGAACUUCAGCUAGAGUACCAGAUGAACUCAGCUCACCCCAGAGCCAUCGAGCAGAUUUCAACAACGUUCGUCAACAGCAUUCAACUAGUCUCCAGUCAUCAGAAGUAGUCGCAUAGCUGUUUUUCCAUCAAUACAUAUUAUUUCGUUCGAAUUACGUCAUUUUUGGUCACAUUUUAAAAAUGAGUAUGCACUUAAUGUCAUAUUUUAGCUAGAAGCGAAAUCCAAAAAAAAAACUAUAUAUUAUAAAGCAGCCAUAUUUUAACGUCAGCUAAAAUUUACAAACGGUGCGAGUAAAGUCAGGAAUGUUAAGUGCUUCAAAGUUUAAUAGUUUUGAUUCGUCAACUAGUAUUUAAUAGAAAAAUAUGAUAUAAGCACCUUUCACUUGAAAAGGAUUCUUUUACAAAUUAUGAAACAAAGUAAAACGCUACUACUGUCACGCUUGAUCAUUGAAGUUCAAACUUUGUCGAUUAGUGCUGAUACGUAUAAUAAAACACAACUUCGCACACAAGAUAGUUUUGUAAUUUUUGAAAACUAAGAGAAAGUUUAUGAAAUAAUAAAACAGCGCUUUGAAAUACGAAAA
This is a messenger RNA of Malaya genurostris, 2567 nucleotides long. It is a transcript of the gene Teh2, whose product is annotated as protein tipE. The coding region runs from base 1 to 882 and encodes 293 amino acids. The record is from RefSeq and is a predicted model, not a curated record. Lineage: Eukaryota; Metazoa; Arthropoda; Insecta; Diptera; Culicidae. Gene Ontology annotation, molecular function: sodium channel regulator activity. The transcript has 4 exons. Gene Ontology annotation, biological process: regulation of sodium ion transport.